Suricata suricatta (meerkat) is the source of this 6332-nucleotide messenger RNA. It is a transcript of the gene ADCYAP1R1, whose product is annotated as ADCYAP receptor type I. The transcript has 18 exons. Gene Ontology annotation, cellular component: neuron projection; plasma membrane. Gene Ontology annotation, biological process: cell surface receptor signaling pathway; adenylate cyclase-modulating G protein-coupled receptor signaling pathway. Bases 914 to 2404 code for a protein of 496 amino acids. Gene Ontology annotation, molecular function: peptide hormone binding; G protein-coupled peptide receptor activity; vasoactive intestinal polypeptide receptor activity. The record is from RefSeq and is a predicted model, not a curated record. Lineage: Eukaryota; Metazoa; Chordata; Mammalia; Carnivora; Herpestidae.
GACCACGGACACCCGCCGGCGGCGGACACACGGACGCGGAGACCUGAGCUCGGCGCGCGCUUCUCGGCUCACAAGCUCCCCAUCCCCAGGCGGCGCGGGGCUCUUACUCGCUGCUGUGCGCCUUGCUCGCGGAGUCUGCCCCGGGCCGACCCGCAGCCCCGCAGCCCCACGGCGAGGCCAGACUGUGAGCAGGUAAGGGCCGCCCAGGCGCCCCUGCCCCUCCACGGCGUGCCCGCCCUCCCCCGAUCGGGAACCUUUGGCCCCCGGGGACCGCGGACCCCUUCUUCCAGCUCCGUGAUCCACCCCCCCCUCAAAAGCCUCGUCCUCCACCGUCGGAUAGCGGGCCAGGGCCAACGCCGACCAGCCUCCCGAUUCCGAAACGAAGCCCCCUCCUCCUGCUGCUCCCUUCCUGCGCGACGGUCUGACAGCCACCCCCGCCCCCCUUAUCUGGAAUAGUACUUGGGGCAACCGAUCCCUGCAGCCCCCAAAGGGCUACCUCCAGCCCCUCCCCGUGCCCGAGGGAGGACCAGAGGCGGGGAAGGCACUGCGGCCGGAGGGACCCAGAAGGACCUGUCUCUCUACUCCCAAGGCAGAUGGACUCGCCUACGCGGAUCGGGAAGGCGCAGAGGGACUGGGGUCUUGCUGCCCGGGCUUCUGAGGUCUUGCGGAAAACGCCCUAAGGGGGCUGUUGGGAAGAAAGCACCGGCGUUCCAGGGUGCUGUGUGCCAGCCCAAGACCCCUGCCGACAGCCUUAAAGGCACAGGCUCCUGCUGCAGCUGCAGGACGCGGGGAGCCACAUCCUGGGCGGGACACUGGCGGUUUGAGCCUGGAGACACCUUGGGGCUGACUGGCAUUACUCUGAGUGGGAGGCGAGCAGUGCUGGCCUGAGCCUCCUUCUAGAUUGAGAAGCGUCAUGGCCAGCAUCCUGCAGGCUUCUCUGGCUGCCUUCCUCCUGCUGCCUAUGGUCACUGCCGUGCACUCUGACUGCAUCUUCAAGAAGGAGCAAGCCAUGUGCCUGGAGAAGAUCCAGAGGGUGAAUGACCUGAUGGGCUUGAAUGACUCCUCCCCAGGCUGCCCCGGGAUGUGGGACAACCUCACGUGUUGGAAGCCUGCCCGCGUGGGUGAGAUGGUCCUUGUCAGCUGCCCUGAACUCUUCCGAAUCUUCAACCCGGACCAAGUGUGGGAGAUGGAAUCCAUUGGAGAGUUUGAUUUCCCUGACAGUAACUCCUUGGAUCUCUCAGACAUGAGGGUGGUGAGCCGGAACUGCACUGAGGAUGGAUGGUCGGAGCCAUUCCCUCAUUAUGUAGAUGCUUGUGGGUUUGAUGAAUACGAGUCUGAGACCGGGGACCAGGAUUAUUACUAUCUGUCAGUCAAGGCUCUGUACACAGUUGGCUACAGCACAUCCCUUGUCACCCUCACCACGGCCAUGGUCAUCCUGUGUCGUUUCCGGAAGCUACACUGCACCCGCAAUUUCAUCCACAUGAACCUGUUUGUGUCCUUCAUGCUGAGGGCCAUCUCUGUCUUCAUCAAAGACUGGAUCCUCUACGCAGAACAGGACAGCAACCACUGCUUCACCUCCACCGUGGAAUGCAAGGCCAUAAUGGUUUUCUUCCACUACUGUGUCGUGUCCAACUACUUCUGGCUGUUCAUUGAGGGCCUAUACCUCUUCACCCUGCUGGUGGAGACCUUCUUCCCUGAGAGGAGAUACUUCUACUGGUACACCAUCAUAGGCUGGGGGACCCCAACUGUGUGUGUGUCUGUGUGGGCUGUGCUGAGGUUCUACCUCGAUAACACAGGCUGCUGGGAUAUGAAUGACAACACAGCUCUGUGGUGGGUGAUCAAAGGCCCUGUGGUUGGUUCCAUAAUGGUUAACUUUGUGCUCUUCAUUGGCAUCAUUGUCAUCCUCGUGCAGAAACUCCAGUCUCCAGACAUGGGUGGCAAUGAGUCCAGCAUCUACUUCAGCUGCGUGCAGAAAUGCUACUGCAAGCCACAGCGGGCUCAGCAGCAUCCUUGCAAGAUGUCAGAACUGUCCACCAUAACUCUACGGCUAGCCCGGUCCACCCUGCUGCUCAUCCCGCUAUUUGGAAUCCACUACACGGUAUUCGCCUUCUCCCCGGAGAAUGUCAGCAAGAGGGAGAGGCUUGUGUUUGAGCUGGGACUGGGCUCCUUCCAGGGCUUUGUGGUGGCUGUUCUCUACUGUUUUCUGAAUGGGGAGGUGCAGGCGGAGAUCAAGCGCAAGUGGCGGAGCUGGAAGGUGAACCGCUACUUUGCCGUGGACUUCAAACACCGGCACCCGUCCCUGGCCAGCAGCGGGGUGAACGGGGGCACCCAGCUCUCCAUCCUGAGCAAGAGCAGCUCCCAGAUCCGCAUGUCCGGCCUCCCAGCCGACAACCUGGCCACCUGAGCCCGCGCUCCCCUCCUCCUUCCUCCACACGCAGGCUGGGGCUGUGGGCAGGCGCCAGCCCAUGCAUGUUGCGCUUCUUCUCUCACUUCGGGCAGGCCUGAGGCUGGAGGCUGGGCUCCCUGAGGUGGGAGAAGGAGGCAGGGCGCAGAUGGGUUAUUUCCUCUCCCUGUUUGGCGCUGGCCUCACCCACCCGGGCCCCUGGGCCCUGAUCCAGACAUGUAAAUACUCCACAAAUUUUGAAAAGUGGUCUCAUUCCCUACCCCUUCACCCACUGUCCCUGCUCACCUCAAGCAAGUCCUCAGCUUUACCCUGCCCUGUUUCCACCAGCCUCAGUGAUCUUGACCCUGUCAGUGAGCCCUGACGACCUUGCUUUGGGGGGUUGGGGUGUACCUAUCCAACAGCCUCCCCCCCUCCCCCAGUGUCUGACUUUCAGCGUGGACUCCUGGAGUCUUCUUGCCACCUGAGGCCCUUCUCAGGCCUAGCCCAGUGUCUGAGGCCUGCCAGAGGUCCAGCUUGGGCUCCCAGAGCAUCCUUUAGUGCAGGUGAGACCUGAGCCGAGACUCCUUGAUACUCCUCACCCAGCCUCUUGGUGUCCAGGUGCCCAGCUUCUGGGUACAAGGGCAAUGGGAUAGCUUGAGGGUUCUUCCAUUCAGAGACUUCAUUUUGGGUGUGGGGCUAACAGUCCCGGAAUGUCCUGGUGCUCUUCAUUUGGUAGAAGAAAAAUUGCCAAGAGCCAGAAAUGUGGAUGUGAUUGGAAAGGAGAUGGAAAGAGUUUGGGGUUCCCAUGGAAGAAGACCUUCACUGACUCCAUUAUUUUACCCCCAACUCAAGGUGAGAAGGGGUUCACUGUUGGCCUCCCUUCUGCCUCUUCGAUUCCCAGGCAUCAGUUGCGGACAGUGAGAGACUGAUGCCUCAGAGAGACUGCUCCCCACCUAUGCCUAAGCCUUCCCCCUCCUCAUUUCUCCUUAAGUCAAAGCCAUGGUUAGGAUUAACCAGCCGCCUUUCUAUGAUGUCAAUGAAUCCUGAAACACCCUACACCUCCGUGCCCAACUUCAGGGCCUAGGUUUCCACUCCACCCACAUGGACGAUGGGCACCCCAGCCACCAGCUCCUUGGGCUUGGGCUCAGCUACUGAAAUAUCUCUGAGACCAUUGCAAAGACUUCCUUCUGUGUAUUGACAUUGAAUCAUACAGAUGCUAGAGUGUCCUAGAGUGUUGGAAGGGGAAGCCACACCCAUCAUGCCUGUUAGCAGGAGCUGCAAAUGGGAGUGAUGGCAGCUCCCUGAUGCCUGAAUGGUUCUCCAGAUGCAAGUUGCAUGGCCACAGUCUAGGAAUCCAAGAUGGGGUGGAACCAGGUUGGGGGAUGAUGGACGGAAGUGCUAGAGUGCCAUGGCCCAUGUGGGGGUCCCAUUUCAUUCCAUGUCAGCUUUGGGUGGUGUUCCUGUCCAAGUGUGUUUGUGGACUUGUUUCAUGAUCAUGUUCUGGAAUGCUUGGGGAAUUUGGGUGGAGGGGGAAUGCUGCUUUGCUUGCUUUUGUAAAGAGGAAGAUGCCUGGGGAGCUUGGGGGUCUGUUUUUGGAGAGAUCUUCAAGGUGAUUGGAGAAGGAUUUAGUUGAUUUGUUUAGAGACAAGCCCUGUGUCUAUGGCCAGUGAAGCACUGUGGGCCCCUGGGUCUUUGGCAAACCUAGAAUCUGCCCUGGUCCGGCGCAGACUACCGAGACUGUGGACAGCUCCCUGUUCUGCGUCUCAGUUUCUCCAUUUGUGAGAUGCAGGGAUUUCUAAAGGUUCUCUAGGCUCUGUACUUCAGUAGUUCUCCAAUUCAAAACCAAGCAGAUAAAAGGGCAUGCAUCACUGUUAUGUAGACCAUCUAAGGUUUUGAAGUGUACGUGUUUGUGUAUAUGUGAAGGGAGGGGACGAUGCUGUUUAUUUUCUCUUUCUUAGAAAGGAAACAUCUGUCUCUUCCAUAGUGUAAGCUGGUGGGCGGGAGGGAAGAUCAUGCCAGGGACAUUGGACAGGUGCCUUGGGUGUGACGCGCAGACCCAGCCACGUGCCUAGCCAGGGCAGGGCGCCACGAUUGCUUGGACAGUAGCCACCCCCAGAUCCUAGGAGCAGUCCCUUGACUGGACCGCAUUUCUUCAUCCUUGUCCCCACCAGCAGAUCUGCUUCACUGUGGAAAAAGAAACUUUGAUUAUAUAUAUAUAUAUAUACACAUAUGUAUCUCAUCACAAAACAGCAAAAACAUCAUCAGCCCUGAAUUCCAUGUGCUGUGUUGCCACCUGAGCCCUGGGUUGCAUCCUUGUAGAGGUUCCAGCUUCCCCGUUGGUCUGUUGGUUUGUUUUUCUGUCUAAAUGAGUUAUUGCUAGUCUUGUGAACAGAUGUACCCAAUGUAUUUUGAAUGUUCCAGGAGGUUAGGCAGCUGGCUUUUAAGGCCACAGGCAGUGGGGGAGAAGCAUAAGGUUUGGGUAAAACCCCUCCCUCUCUGAGUCUUUGUUUUCAAAUCUGUAAAACGGGCAGUAAGACUAGAUGAUUUGUAUAGCCCGUUGCAUCUCUGGAAUUCUCUGUCUACACACCAGCCAUCUUAUUACCGGGAAUGGGCCCCAGGCAGGGGUUGUGGUAUUUGCUUGACUAGAAAGGAUAAGAAAUGGUGUGGAGCCAGGAGGGAUUGGAGGGCCUUGGGAAUGGUUAGGCUGGAGAGCAGAGAGGUACCCAACUCCUUGACUCUAGAAGAUCAUUACCAGGAAGGGUUUUUGUUUGUUUGUUUUAUGCAAUCUUAAAGGGCGACCGUCACCCCUGGGAAGCUGAAUUCUCCUUGGAAUGAAGUGAUUUUUCAACUUCUUUCAUGAAUGUCCCACCAUGGGAAAAGCCAUGUUAGGAGAGAGUCUCCAGCCCUGUGGGGGGGGGGGGGGAAUGGGACUUCAAGUCAGAGAUGCUGAGGCUUUCAGAGAGGGGAGAGUGUGCGAUUUGGAGGUGGAGGUGGGGUGGGGACGGGAUCAGUGGCUUUUUGGUGGUACCCAGCCCUGUGGGCUUCUUAACCCCUUUUAUACCUGAGGCUGACUACUUUUUUUGUCUCAUUGGGUAGCUCUGUGGUAUAUCCUCAACAUAUUCAGUGGCCUACAGUGCUUCCUUCUCUGACCCUUACCCCUCCCCAAACCAGCUUCUCCAGGGAACAGGGCCAGGCAGCGAGAGCUGGGCCCAAGGCUUGAAGUACAACAUCAUCACUCACCGAGUGUGUGCACUCAAGUCCUUCAUCUGACCCUUUCCCUUCCUGGAAGGAAAGCUAGAAGAGGCUUUCUUUGUGAUUUUGUGAGUACCCUUGACCCCCCCCCCCCAGGCAACUCCAAAGUGAAAGCAGUGAGUGCUUUGUCAUCAUAAAUCCCUAUUUGAGCCCAGUGACCAUGGAACCCUGCCAGAAGAGCUCUGAGCAGGGAGCGGGGAACCCAGGCUUCUCCCAGCCUUGCCACUGACCUGGCCUUGACCCUGUCUCCAUAUAUCUUUAGAGAGACUCACAGAGUGCUAGAGCUGUGAAGAAAAAUGGAGAUCUGCAGGUCAAACCUCCCCAUUGGGCUGAUGAGAAAUCACCUACGGGCAGGUCUUGCACAAUGCCUGUAUUGUGUUGGGAUCCAAUAUCCUUUACAAACCCGAAUGAGGAAAUGGGCCCACCAGUGUGUGCCCAGCCCUGCACAUGAGCCAGAAUAAAGUGUCCGUACAGAAAACAUUCAGCCUUGUGCAGGAGAGGGGCUCUGGCUACAGAAGUUGUUAGGACUCCAUAUUGCAGGAGGAACAAUGGCAUGGCGAGCGAGACCUUUGUUCUAGCUCAGGCCUUACCACCUGCUCUGUGCUCCAAGGCUUAGCCUCUUUGAGCCUCUGCUUCUUUUUUUUUUUUUUUUAACAGUUUUUCCAUCACUUUCUUUUUUUUUCUUUUUUUUUCUCAU